Molecule: messenger RNA, 4071 nt
Organism: Drosophila santomea
Lineage: Eukaryota; Metazoa; Arthropoda; Insecta; Diptera; Drosophilidae
Exons: 5
Coding region: 1-4071 (1356 amino acids)
Biological process (GO): DNA integration
Molecular function (GO): nucleic acid binding
Source: RefSeq, a predicted model, not a curated record
AUGUCGCAACUGCAGACACAUCCGCUUAGAAGCUACAUCAGCAAGAAUACUAUGUCAAGCAUUGGACAGUUGGCCGGCUGCAAAAUUAUAAUAACUCAGUCUCAAUUCACUCUUUAUACAACGUUGCUAACGAACGGACGUCGCCACAAGCUAUGCAUUAAUUGCCUUGGCAGGGGUCAUCUUGUAGCCAACUGCCCGUCGACGCGGAGGUGCCACUCAUGUGCACUACCGCAUCACUCGCUGCUUCAUCGGCCAUCGCCAGAAUCGGCCGCAUCUCCCUUGCCACUCCCUCAAGCGGAGCCUGUACAAGUUUCGGACGCAGUCGCGCAUACUCACACGGAGUCUCGUUCCGACUGUGUCAUUCUGGCCACGGCACUGAUUCUGGUCAAGGAUGCAUCUGGAAGCUACAAAAUAGGAAGAGCGCUUCUGGAUUCAUGUUCUCAGGUGAAUUUCAUAUCCGAGGAGUUUGCUCAAAGACUUCGACUGCCACGGAGCAAGCUCAACCUCGAGAUUCGUAGCAUUGGUGAGACACAAACGCGAAUUAAACACCAUGCAACCACCAAUAUCAAGUCGAGGCACAAUGGAUUCGAGUUGCUCCUUGAUUUUUGCGUGACAUCCCACAUUGCCUAUCAUCCAGAAUCGGAAAUUGACAUUUCUGCGUGGAACUUUCCGCAGCACUCAUCUCUUGCUGACGAGAGCUUUAACAAGUCUCGUCGGAUCGAUCUGCUUUUGGGGACGGAAACCUUCUUCGAUAUAUUGGCAGUCGGCCAAGUUAAAUUAGGAAAGGAUCUGCCCGUACUACAAAAAACACUACUUGGAUGGAUAGUGUCUGGUCGAUGUCGAGCUCAUCCCAGAACACUCCAUCAGUACUCAUCUAUCGCAUUAAAAGAAAUUGACCAAAAAAUGGAACGGCUAUGGCGCAUCGAUCAUGUGGAGCCUCCUGAGAUCACACUUACGCCAGAGCAGCGAAACUGUGAGGAGUUCUACACCAAAACGGUACGACGUAAUUCAGAUGGUCGAUUGGAAGUACGACUUCCAUUUAAAGAUGAACCUACCGUUCUCGGAGCCUCAUUCGACAUUGCCAAAAGGAGAUUCCUCUCCCUCGAACGCAGCCUAUGCAAAAGGCCUGAGGUAGGGGCCAAAUAUGUUGAAUUUAUGCAGGAGUUUCAAAAUCUGGGACACAUGAGUCCCGUGAGCCAUCCACAGUUAAACACUCCGCAUUAUUAUAUUCCGCACCACUGCGUGCUAAAGCCUAAUAGCACAUCAACAAAGCUCAGAGUGGUUUUCGACGCAUCCUGCAAGACGACGUCCCAGAAAUCGCUCAACGACAUUCUGAUGGUCGGGCCGACCAUUCAGCCAGAUCUUUAUACACUACUCCUGCGUUUUCGGAUACAUCGCUAUGCCAUCACUGCUGAUGUGGUCAAGAUGUUCCGCCAAGUCAACAUGUUUGCCGAGGAUCGCAGAUUCCAAUACAUUCUUUGGAGAGCGUCGCCAUCGCAACCAUUGAGCACCUUCGAAUUGAAUACUGUAACUUAUGGCACAGCGGCUGCACCGUAUCUAGCCAUACGCAGUUUGUCAUAUCUAGCCGACAAAUUCAUGGACAAAUUGGAGAUUGGAGCUAAAGCCAUCAAAUCGUCUUUCUAUGUGGAUGACUUCCUAGGUGGAGCGGAUACGGUAGAGGAGCUACAUCAAAUCAAAAGGGAAGUUACAGCGAUUCUACAGGAUGGCCAAUUAGAACUCGCAAAAUGGCAUUCAAAUCACUGCAAGUUUGUCGAUGACGCUACAGUCAAACAUUUGCAGUUGGACGACGAAAUGCUAACCAGCACGCUUGGCCUAAAAUGGGACCAAGUACGGGACACACUGUGUGGAGCACAUUUGUUAGCACAGCUCUACAAAAAAAUCAUUAGAAUCUUCGCUGACAGAAAGCCGACUUCGUUCUUAUGGUGCGAUUCUCAAAUUGUUCUACAUUGGAAUCGCCAACACUCGGCCACCUUAUCAACCUUUGUCGGCAAUCGAAUUGCCGAAAUUCAAGAACUCACGUCAGAUUGCCACUGGAAACAUGUUCCUACUCACUGCAACCCAGCUGAUAUCUUGUCCAGGGGCUGCACUAUCACCGAGUUGGAACAAUCGAUAUGGUUCGAGGGACCUGAGUUCCUAGGCCAAGAUCAUCAACAUUGGCCAAAGGACAGUCGAGACAACAGUGACAUUGAUAUGGAAACUGUCCAACUGGAGAAGAGAAAAUCAGCCUUUGCCGUACACACGACUAGUAAUCAACUACUUGAAGGAAUCUACAAGAUCAGUUCGCAUCAUCGCUGCCUACUAGUUAUCGCUUGGGUGUACAGAUUUACUCAGCGCUGCCGUAAACUAACGCCAUUCCAAUCACCUUCGCCGACGCCAGCAGAACUGAUGCGGGAGCUACAUUGCAUCGUCUGGAAUAUUCAAACUAUUCACUUCGCUCAAGAGAUGUCCUCGGUCCUGAAGGGCCAUCCGAUUCGCACUAACCUUAAAAAUCUUAGUCUCUUCCUCCAGGUUACAGAUGGCUUCCAAAUGCUAAAGGUCGGAGGGCGCCUGGAGCUAGCAGACUACCCAAAAACCCAAAAGCAUCCUGUGCUGCUCCCAGCUAAGGAUCCAUUUGUGUCACAGUUCGCUCGCCAUCUUCAUCUACAGAACUAUCACGCCGGGCCAUGGACGCUCGUCGCUUUAAUUAGAAAACAGUUCUGGAUAGUGAAUGCAAGGGACUUGGCGCGACAAGUCGUUCGCUCAUGUAUACAUUGUCGCCGCUAUCGACCAACUCUCGAAAGGCAGCUAAUGGGCCAACUGCCUAAAGAGCGGAUCACACCAUCUAGACCAUUUUCAAGAUGUGGAAUAGACUUUUGCGGACCAAUCAACGUCUAUUUGCGCAUCCGGGGUAAGCCGCCUACCAAGGCCUACCUAGCCGUCUUCGUUUGCUUUGCCACGAAGGCGAUACAUGUCGAAGUGGUAUCGGAUCUCACGACGGAUAGCUUCAUUGCAUCACUAAAGCGUUUUAUUGCCCGACGCGGACUUCCCUCGGACAUAUUCUGUGACAACGCUACAAAUUUCGUAGGAGCUAACAACAAGCUCGAAUCGUUGAAGCAGUUUCUGUUUAAAGACGAAACAACAAGAACAAUCCACUAUUUCUGUCGCUCAGAGUUCAUUAACUUCCACUUUAUUCCACCCAGGGCUCCACACUUCGGGGGCAUAUGGGAAGCUGCAGUAAAAAGUGUCAAGGGACUACUCAAUCGCACUCUUCGAGACACCAGGUUAACCUUCGAGGAGUUAGCCACUGCAGCUGCUGACGUCGAGGCGAUCCUGAACUCUCGCCCGUUAACGCCGCUCUCAUCAGACCCAAACGACCUGGCCGCUCUCACGCCUGGCCACUUCUUAGUGGGUGACGCACUCCGAGCACUACCGGAACUUCCACCAAUCGACGACAACCUGGACAAGUUGGAUCGAUGGAAAAGGGUCAGCGCACUCAAACAUCACAUCUGGAGUCGCUGGAGCCACGAGUACAUCAACGAGCUCCAAGUUCGCACAACCUGGACGAAGACUUCACCAAAUUUGGCUGUCAACGACAUGGUCAUCGUUCACGAGGAUAAUCUUCCCCCACAACGGUGGCUUCUUGGGCGCAUAGUCAGCACGAUUGCAGGAGCGGACAACAUCCGCGGAAUUACGUGGAACCUCACCAGACACCUCGAGGACAUGGACUACGCAGACGACAUCUGUCUCAUAUCGCACAGACUCGACGACAUACAGAGGAAAAGUGACGACCUCGUCAGGAUAGCCAGCAGCGUAGGGCUCGAGAUAAACAUAGCGAAAACAAAAGCUAUGCGCUUCAACCACUCCAGCCAAGGAAACAUCAACAUAAAUGGGAACCCAAUCGAGUUCAUUACCAGUUUUCCAUACCUUGGCACCAUCAUAUCCAACAGUGGUGGAGUGGAUGAUGAUGUCGUCUUGGCAAAGCCCGCUCAGCAUUUGGGAGAUUAUACCGCAUAUGGAGAGACCGACCAAUCAGCCGACGAACAAAGCUCAGGAUCUACAAUGCGUGUGUGA